CCCGCCUCGUCCGCUUUCGCAGUGCGCUCACGAAAGGGGUGGGGCUCACCCUGGUUGAUAUAGAGAGCAGGACGGUGGCCAUGGAAUUUCAUUUAAGCUGAACCGGGACGACAAGAACAACAAUCUCCAAAACACAACUUGAAGAAGGAGUGUUUAUAAAAGAGGCUGAGGGUGGAGAAGCAGAGUAGGAGAGCGCCACAGUUGGAGAUCUUUGCUGGUGAGGGCGGUCCCUGCAGGUGAUCGUCACGCCAUGUCGUCCCCCACUGGGACGGCGGGAAACUUCGACCCGACACGGCAGCCGGUAGAAAAUGUCAGCAGUAGGGGUCCUCACCCGUGGGAACGUGACGAGGCGUUGGCCCGGAUGGAGAUCAUCGUGCUGAGCGUGGCCUUCGUGGCGACGGCGGUGGGGAACGCCAGCAUGAUGCUGGCGGUGCGAGUUAGCCAGAGGAAACCGUCACGCGUGCACCUGUUCAUGACGCACCUGAGCCUGGCCGACCUGGUGGUGGCCUUCUUCCAGGUGCUGCCGCAGCUGUGCUGGGAGGUCACCUUCCGUUUCCAAGGCCCGGACAUCCUGUGCCGCGUCGUCAAGUUCCUGCAGGUGGUGGGCAUGUUCGCCUCGGCCUACGUGACCGUGGCCAUGACCGUGGACCGCUACGUGGCCGUGUGCCACCCGAUGACGACUCUCAACCGACCGAGGCGGCGUGCGCGUGCCAUGAUAGCGUGCGCGUGGGCGUGCAGCCUGGCGCUGAGCACGCCGCAGGUCUUCAUCUUCUCCAUGCAGGAGGUGUACGCAGGCUCGGAUGUGUACGACUGCUGGGCUGACUUUGUGGAGCCGUGGGGUAUGCGCGCCUACAUCACGUGGAUCACGGCCGCCGUCUUCCUGGUCCCCGUGGCCGUGCUCGUCACGUGCUACGGCUUCAUCUGCCGCGCCGUGUGGUCCAAUGGCAAGUGGAGCUCGCGCGGGCGGAGCAUGCCGGGCGUAUCCCGCGGCAAAUUCCGCACGGUCAGGAUGACGCUGGUGAUCGUCCUCGCUUACGUCACCUGCUGGGCGCCUUUUUUCACCGUGCAGAUGUGGUCCGCGUGGGACGACAACUUCGCCUGGCACGAUUCUGACAACAUGCCGGUGACUCUCUCGGCGCAGCUGGCCAGCCUCAACAGCUGCGUCAACCCGUGGAUCUACUUGAUGUUCAGUGGGCACCUGCUGUCCGACUUCGCCAGGCGACUGCCUUGCUGUCGCCGCCUCAGCGCCAAGUUUGCUCGUCCCGAUUCGAACAGCAGCCCCCGGUCGAGCACGCAGCUGUCCCGCUUGCAAGGUCCGCGCCUCUCUGAGCCAUGCAUGGCGAAGAGAUGCCCAGCAUAGACUGCGCCUCCUCCGUUUGAUGCGAAAGAACCAGCUUGAGGUGAAACUGCAGACAGGAAGGCCCUGCAGAUGGAGACCGCGACAGCGGAGAAGAUAAUCGGCCGGCCCUCCGCCCUCCUUAGAAGUCAUCGCUCGCUCUCGCUGCCUCGGCAAAGAAAAUCCCGUCAGACGCCUCGCACCCUGAUCAGCGCUUGUUCAAGCUGCUGCCAAGAGAUUUUGGUAACACAAGAUCAGGACAAACAGAGUUAAACCGUUUUUACGCGUGGGCCAUUAGGAUAUUGAAUCUGUCCCAAUAGCUUACAAUGAUUUUCACUGUUUGUACUGCUAUUUAACAUUUUAUAUACCGUAUUUUCCGCACUAUAAGGCGCACCUAAAAACCACAAAUUUUCUCAAAAGCUGACAGUGCGCCUUAUAACCCGGUGCGCUUUAUAUAUGGAUAAAUAUUAAGAUUCAUUUUCAUAAAGUUUCGGUCUCGUAACUACGGUAAACAGCCGCCAUCUUUUUUCCCGGUAGGACAGGAAGCGCUUCUUCUUCUACGCAAGCAACCGCCAAGGUAAGCACCCGCCCCCAUAGAACAGGAAGCGCUUCUUCUUCUACUGUAAGCAACCA
Nerophis lumbriciformis (worm pipefish) is the source of this 1969-nucleotide messenger RNA. RefSeq names its product arg8-vasotocin receptor-like. Gene Ontology annotation, biological process: positive regulation of vasoconstriction; G protein-coupled receptor signaling pathway; cellular response to hormone stimulus. Gene Ontology annotation, cellular component: plasma membrane. The record is from RefSeq and is a predicted model, not a curated record. Lineage: Eukaryota; Metazoa; Chordata; Actinopteri; Syngnathiformes; Syngnathidae. Gene Ontology annotation, molecular function: vasopressin receptor activity; peptide binding.